Saccharomycodes ludwigii is the source of this 1128-nucleotide messenger RNA. Its product is annotated as FAD-dependent oxidoreductase. Lineage: Eukaryota; Fungi; Ascomycota; Saccharomycetes; Saccharomycodales; Saccharomycodaceae. Gene Ontology annotation, molecular function: FAD binding; D-amino-acid oxidase activity. The transcript has a single exon. The record is from RefSeq and is a predicted model, not a curated record. The coding region runs from base 1 to 1128 and encodes 375 amino acids.
AUGCCAAAAAACGUUGUGGUUAUCGGUGCGGGUGUUAGUGGGUUAACUUCUGCUUUUUUAUUGUUACAAACGUACAAACUUGAUUCUUUAACUAUUGUUGCCUCUGAAUUACCAGGUGAUACUUUUGCUCAUGAUUACACUUCUCCCUGGGCUGGUGCCAAUUGGAUGAGUUUUGCAAAAUCUAGUGAUCCUACCCAAAUCAGAAGAGACUCUAUCACCUACAAACUAUUGAAUGAUUUGGCUGAUAAUGCUCCAGAAACUGGAAUUAAAAAGUAUACUGCCAAGUUAUUUUGGAAUAAAAACGUUGAGGAGACACCAUGGUACAUUCAGACUAGAUUUGCCAAUGGAAUUAGAUCAAUUAGCGACGAAGAAUUAAGAUAUAGAAAUAUGGAUCCAAAUGAAUAUGUCGGUUAUGAAUAUCAAUCUAUCACUGUGACACCUGUUAUCUACUGCCACUACUUAAGAAGCAGAAUCGAAAAAUUAGGUGGUGUUAUUAAGAGAAUUCCCAAGAUUGAAGAUUUAAAGAAGAGUUUUAUUGACAACGAAUUAGAUUUGCCAUUUGGUAAGCCGGAUUUACUAGUUAAUUGUAGCGGUUUGGGGUCUAAAGUGUUCUUGCAAAGCAUAGAACCCGAAGAGGCCGCUAAGGUUAUCCCGGUCAAAGGCCAAAUAGUUGUUGUUCAAAACGAUUUGCCCUUCCAAUUGGUUGUAGAAAAUUUGCCAGAUAACGGGCCAAAUGGCAAACCAUAUUAUGGAAAGGACCAGUUUCUAAACAUUUUCCCACGUGGUGAUGGGUAUUGUAUUAUUGGUGGUAUCAUGAAAAAGGGCGACUGGAGUAAAAAAGUUGAUCCUUCAUUGACUGAAAGCAUUUUGAAAAUGUGUGGUCAGCAUGUUCCUGAGUUGGAUGGUAAGUUCAAAAAAUUGUAUGACUACUGUGCUUUAAGACCAGGUAGAGAAGGUGGUGUUAGAGUGGAAAAGAAAAAGUAUUAUGAUAAUGAUCUAACUGUUAUACACAAUUAUGGUAUUGGUGGUGCUGGCUACCAAGCUUCUUAUGGUUUAUCUUUAGAUGUGUGUGAAUUGGCAUCAGAUAUUUUAGGCCCAAAAAGGCAAGUCUGUCCAUUCAAGUUGUGA